CCCUUAACAUUACAGCUGUUCGGACUCGGUAAUUUUAUAUACCUCGUCACUGACGAACUCGCCUGGAUCGAUCCACUUCCAUCUGUUCGACGCCAACGCUCUGAAUCCUAACAUUUGUUCAGCACCAUUUUCAUACUAAUGGCCAACAGAGUUCAAAUUCCUUCGAGAAAUUCCGCACUCAUUGCAAUGAUUGCAGAUGAGGACACUGUUGUUGGAUUUUUGCUGGCUGGGGUGGGCAAUGUCGACUUGCGUAGGAAGACAAACUACCUUAUUGUGGACUCAAAAACCACCGUCAAGCAAAUAGAAGAUGCAUUCAAAGAGUUCACAACAAGGGAGGAUAUUGCAGUUGUGCUGAUUAGCCAAUAUGUUGCAAACAUGAUAAGGUUUUUAGUUGAUAGCUACAACAAGCCUGUUCCGGCGAUAUUGGAGAUUCCUUCUAAAGACCAUCCUUAUGAUCCCGCGCAUGAUUCAGUUCUUUCUCGUGUGAAGUAUUUAUUCUCUGCUGAAUCUGUGGCGUCUGGGAGACGUUAGGCAUCUACCUCCUGUUAGAAACAUUUUGUUUGGAAUGAUUGUUUCAAACUCAGUAAUUUUAUGCAUGUUCCUGUUUGCUGUACAUUUAGGACUUCACUCCAUAGCCUCGUGAGUAAAUUCCAGCCUUGUGUUGAUUACUUGAUCUCUUAAUAAGCAAAAUGGCUGGAUGAUCAGUUCAUUUUCUUUUCUUUUCCUUUUUAAGGUAAUAGAUCGAUUCAUUUUCUUUUCUUCUCAAGUCAGUGUACUGCCUUACCAGGAGCUGUGCUAGGAGAAGUAUUUGUUUGAGCUUGAUGUUAUCCUUUGCAAUAAACGCACUUGUGCGAUUGAAAAAAGAGUUAGAAGGUCAAGAUGGAAUCUACUCUCUCACACAUCUACUGCACAAAGUACUGCACGCAUUAGAUGAUUCAUUUCGGUUUCUGGGUCAA
Molecule: messenger RNA, 956 nt
Organism: Neltuma alba
Lineage: Eukaryota; Viridiplantae; Streptophyta; Magnoliopsida; Fabales; Fabaceae
Product: V-type proton ATPase subunit F
Exons: 5
Coding region: 139-531 (130 amino acids)
Biological process (GO): proton transmembrane transport
Cellular component (GO): proton-transporting V-type ATPase, V1 domain; membrane
Molecular function (GO): proton-transporting ATPase activity, rotational mechanism
Source: RefSeq, a predicted model, not a curated record